Messenger RNA from Solanum pennellii, 2489 nucleotides. Its product is annotated as GTPase Der. Gene Ontology annotation, molecular function: GTP binding. NCBI's taxonomy places the organism in Eukaryota, Viridiplantae, Streptophyta, Magnoliopsida, Solanales, Solanaceae. Gene Ontology annotation, cellular component: chloroplast. Bases 68 to 2005 code for a protein of 645 amino acids. The record is from RefSeq and is a predicted model, not a curated record. The transcript is spliced from 12 exons.
UGUUUUUUCGAAAGAGGAAGAUAAAGCUGCGUGAGUCUCUCAGCUAGCAAAGCAGUAUUGUUCAUCCAUGGAACUCAAUACAGCAAUUUCUCUAUCAAAAACUCUCUCUCUUCUCUCUCCAAUUUCACCAACUUCUUCAUCUCUCCCACCAUUCUCUCUCUCCCACCGUUGCCACCACUUCCGCCGCUGUAAUCUUAGCCGGAGUUUUUGUCUUCCACCGGCCGUACAAUUGUCCACAAGUAGAGAAGAUGAAGAUGAAAUGGUAGAUAUUGGAGGGUCUGAAUAUGAGGAAGAAGAUGAUUAUGCUGAAGAUGAAGAUACCCUUGAUGUUGAUUCACUAGAACGUGAAGCCCAACUUGUGGUUCGAGAAUUUUCCGACUCUUUGUCUCGACAAUUGAUUAUAGAAGAAGAGAGAUCUAGUCCAAAAGAAGCACAAGUAAAGGAGAAGAGACGUAAAAAUACUACCACAAAAAAUAUCCCUGAUCACCUUCUUCCUAAGGUGGCAAUUGUUGGAAGACCGAACGUUGGUAAAUCAGCACUAUUUAAUCGUCUUGUUGGGGGGAAGAAGGCCAUUGUGGUAGAUGAACCUGGGGUAACAAGGGAUCGCUUAUAUGGUAGAUCAUAUUGGGGAAACUAUGAAUUUAUGGUGGUCGAUACAGGAGGUGUGCUUACUAUUUCGAAAUCACAGACUGAUCUAGUGGAAGAAUUAGCUGUCUCAACAACAAUUGGAAUGGAGGGCAUUCCACUUGCUACCAGGGAGGCUGCUGUUGCUAAAAUGCCUACUAUGAUUGAGAAACAAGCUACUGUGGCUGUUGAAGAGUCAUCAGUCAUUAUAUUCCUCGUCGAUGGCCAGGCAGGUCUAAAUGCUGCUGAUGUGGAGAUAGCAGAUUGGCUACGCAAGCACUACUCAGACAAAUGCAUUAUUCUUGCUGUAAACAAGUGUGAAUCUCCGCGCAAAGGAAUCACACAAGCAUCAGAGUUUUGGUCUUUGGGGUUUGACCCCUUUCCGAUAUCUGCUUUAUCUGGAACUGGAACUGGAGAGCUUCUAGAUCUUGUUUGUGCAGGGAUAGAGAAAGUUGAGGGGACAGAAUAUCUUGAAGAAGAAAACUAUAUUCCUGCAAUCGCAAUUGUUGGCCGUCCAAAUGUUGGAAAAAGUAGUAUUUUGAAUGCUUUAGUCGGAGAGGACAGAACAAUUGUUAGUCCCGUUAGUGGAACUACUCGUGAUGCUAUUGAUACAGAAUUUACUGGACCUGAUGGGCAGAAGUUUCGGCUUAUAGAUACUGCUGGAAUAAGAAAAAAGACUGCAGUGGCUUCAUCGGGUAGCAUACCAGAGGCUUUAUCAGUAAAUCAAGCAUUCCGUGCGAUUCGGCGGUCAGAUGUUGUGGCUCUUGUUAUCGAGGCUAUGGCUUGCAUCACUGAACAGGAUUGCAAAAUUGCAGAAAGGAUAGAGAGAGAAGGGAAGGGUUGCCUCAUUGUUGUGAACAAGUGGGAUACGAUCCCAAACAAGAACCAAGAAACUACUAUAUUUUAUGAGGAAGAUGUUAGACGGAAGGUUCGUUCUCUGAGUUGGGCACCUAUUGUGUAUUCAACAGCUAUAGCUGGGCACAGUGUUGAAAAGAUCAUUGUCUCUGCUGCUGCGGUGGAAAAAGAGAGAUCAAGAAGAUUGACUACUGCGAUAUUGAAUCAAGUUGUUCGAGAAGCUGUUGCUUUUAAAGCACCUCCUAGGACUAGAGGUGGAAAAAGAGGGCGUGUUUAUUAUAGCACUCAGGCUGCUAUUCGACCGCCUUCAUUUGUCUUCUUUGUUAAUGAUGCAAAACUCUUUCCUGAGACAUACCGUCGUUACAUGGAAAAGCAACUGAGGACAAGUGCAGGGUUUGCAGGCACUCCAAUUCGGCUUUUGUGGCGCAGCAGGAGAAAAAUAGAAAAGAGUGCUGGCAAGGGUCCCUCAACAACAAUGCAAGACGACUUCACGGGCAUAGAGAAAAGUUUGGCGGUUCCAGCAUGAUAUCGUGGUACUAUUGAGGAAUGGAAUUAACUUGGAGAAUUAAGCAUCUGUAUGAAAAGAUGAUCAAGCUGUUACUUUCAUUGCCCAUUCUGGAAGAGCUGCCGAGUGUGUUUGAUCAGUAUAAUCCACAGCUCAAGUCCUAAUGAAAGGAAGUGGCACUCACUUUGAGUGGUCGCUCUAUGAUCAUUCGUGAUCAAAUGUGCUAGAAGAAGUGAAAUUCAAGCAGUGAUUCUCCCAAACUUUUGUUUGUUUGUCAAUUCAUUACUUAUAGGAAAAGAUGACGAUAACCAUGUGGAAGUGUGUGGGAGUAGUUGGUCAUGUUGUAGUACAGUAAGAUCUCGUUAUACUUUUAGAUGUCAAUUAACAUUUAUAUGGUAAUUGUUGUAUGAUGUUCCAGUCAACAGUAUACAAGCUAAAUCCAUAUGAACAGCAUAACAAUGCUCAGAUUAGCAUAUAUAGAGGAUAUGCAGAGAUUCAACCAAAA